This is a messenger RNA of Bombyx mandarina (wild silkworm), 1506 nucleotides long. RefSeq names its product synaptic vesicle glycoprotein 2B. The record is from RefSeq and is a predicted model, not a curated record. Gene Ontology annotation, biological process: transmembrane transport. Gene Ontology annotation, molecular function: transmembrane transporter activity. Lineage: Eukaryota; Metazoa; Arthropoda; Insecta; Lepidoptera; Bombycidae. Gene Ontology annotation, cellular component: membrane.
AUGAAUAAAGAAGUGGUUGUAACUGAUGGCUGCUCUGGUAAAGUUACCGACUCAUGUGGUUACGACGAAGCGGUGGAAUUAGCUGGGCAUGGCCGGUACAACUACACACUGUUGGGAGUGGGUAGUAUUAUCGUUGUUGCGGUGGCCAUAGACAUGUUUGGGUACAGCGUGGUAGUGGCCGCUUCUAGCUGUGAUCUCGGCGUAGGGCUCAAGGAGACCGGUUUGCUUGCAUCGGCGCCUUUUGCUGGAUUGCUUUUUGCUUUUCCCUGGGGCUUCUACGCGGACACAAGAGGACGAAGGAAGGCUUUACUGAUCUCCACGUCGUUCGGUUUCCUGUUUGCGGCUUUAAGUAGUCUGUCAAUGAAUUGGCAGUUUAUGUUUGCCUCUAAGCUAUUUGGAUGCGGUUUUUCCACGGCAAGUUUCACAUUGGUAAUCACCCUGCUCGGCGAAUGCACCGGCUCAAGUCACAGAAACGUUUAUCUCUUCAUGUUGAACAGCGUGAAUUUAUCAUCAGAAAUUAUUUCAUUCAGCUUAGCGUACUUAAUCCUUCCACUGAGCUUUCAGCUGGAAGUUCCGUGGUUGGGCAUCACUUACCGACCAUGGCGGUUGUACACUUUCAUCAUGGCUUUACCACUGGGUAUAGGAGCUUUGUUGAUGCUCUUUAUGCACGAGAGCCCUAAGUUUUUGGCGAAUAAAGGGGAACUGGAUAAAGCUUUGGAAGUCUUGAAGAAGAUUUAUGCUGCUAACGGAGGAAAAAGAGAAGACUAUCCGGUGAAACAUAUAAUAACGGAAGAAUUAACUACAGAGAAGAAUACAUUCUGGAAAACGCUUAGGGAACAAACCGUGCCGAUAUUCAAACCACCAUUGUUGUUGCGGACGGUCCAGCUGUUUUAUUUGAUGGCACUGUGCUGUAGUAUAAACAACGUUUUCUUCAUGUGGUUCCCGACAAUGGUGAAUAUAUUCUUCAACACGUUAUCUGAUGUCUGGACCAACGAUCAGACGUUCUGCGAACGAGUUUUCUCAAAUAAAACUUCAAACUACACUGACACUGUUAUUUGCAACGACGAAAUCUCCCACAACACCAUCUAUUCUGGUAUUUUUUACGGUUUCUUCUUCUGCGUGGUGACAGCCAUCGUGGCUCAAGGAGCUUCUAGAAGACGAAUGCUCCUAAUCGGGAUCCUGAUCGUAUCCGGAGUCAGCUGCAUCCUAGUGGAACUCAAACAUCCCAUCGCUAAUAUAAUUUUCUUUAUUUUGAUGCAGUCCACGGCAAUAGGAAUCGGAAAUGUGUGUUCUUAUUUUGUUGACGUAUAUCCUACUUCUUAUAGAGGCCUCGCGACAAGCUUAGGAAUGAUGACAGCACGGCUCGUCUCGUUCGCCGGAGUGAAUAUCAUCGGAAACGUCAUUACUGACUAUUGUACGCCCACUUUCUACAUUUCUGCCGCUUUCGUAUUCAGCGGCGUGAUCGUGUGUUUCUUUUUACCGGCAGACAGAAAAACUAACGAAUGA